Scutellospora calospora is the source of this 1229-nucleotide messenger RNA. NCBI's taxonomy places the organism in Eukaryota, Fungi, Glomeromycota, Glomeromycetes, Diversisporales, Gigasporaceae. The record is from the annotation of a GenBank genome assembly.
AUCCUGGACCGUGGACAUUUUUAUUACAAAGUAAAUCUUGGAUUAUAUGGUCUACGGUGUGGAAAAAUCCGAACACCGUUACUUUACCUAUUAUUUCACUUUGUUCUCUUGCUUCUUCAAUAAUUUUACAAAUUGAUCCAAAUGGUAUAAGAGAAGAUCGUUUAUCAAUAACAAGUUAUAAAUUAAUCAUCGGAUUAAGGUUUGCUUCUUUAUGUUUAUUUUAUGUCAUGUUACAAUUUUUAUGGAUAAAAGCAACCAGAGAGAUAACUAAAUUCGAUACUCACCUAUUACCAUAUAUUCGAAUCAUUUCAAACGUUCAACGCAUAAUCUUACACUUUUCUAUUCUUAUAAUCUUAAUCUCUAUUAUUCUAAAGAUUAUAAAUCAAAUUCUAAAUUUAUCAUCUACAAAUUCACAAUUAUUAAAUUCUUCAAUUAUAUUAGAAAUUAUAUUUGUUGUAAUAAUAAAUCUAGGGUAUUUCAUAUUUGGAAUUAUUAUGAUUUGGGGAUUAGCAGCAAAUCGAGAAGUACAUCAAAGGAUUGGUGAAACUUUGAUUUAUAAAUUUGUUAAUAAAGGAGAUAAAUGGAAAGCUGGAAGGGUUGUUUUAGUAAUGUGUAUUCUAAUGAUAUCAUUUUCAUUCCUAACUCUUUCCGAUCUAUUCUUUUCAAAUUCUAUUCCCACUAUAUCAAAUUUUUGGAAAUCAAGGGUAACAGAAGAUUUAUCAACUUUUAUAACAUUAUUCUCUUUAAUAUUUUUACUUAGAAUUCGAAAAUUUUCUUGGUUAUUGGUAAAACCAAAAUCAUUAUUAUUAACAAAUUUAAAACUUGACAAAAAAAGUGGUAAAGGAGUUUUAUAUUCAUCUAUUGAUGAAGAAGAUGAACGUAUAAAUUCUGCUGCUUAUACUACUCGUAUUGCUGUUAUUCGACCUGAACCUACUUAUAAAAUGAAUCCAAAUAGAAUUGAUGUUACCGGUAAUCUUCAAUUUGGUAAUUAUGAUAUUAGAAAUGAUAAAGGUGAAAAAGUUAUAAAUGAUAGGAAUAAAUUAUUAAAUGUAGAUGAAGCAAUAGAUGAAAAAAAUAUUAUAAGGGAUAAUACAAAAUUAAAACCUUCUGGUAGUAGUAAUGGAAAUGGUGGAAAAAAAUUAGAGUCACUUUUACCUACAGCUAAUGAACACAUUCUGAAAAAGCUUGAAGAAUAUAAAGAUUCUACCGCAUUGCCCAAUAUUUCAUUA